CGAAAUCCUUCCGCCCUAGUACUUCAUGGGCCGAAGGAGGAGAAAAUUCUUGCGAACAUCACAUCUUCCUGCCCAGAGCCCCAGAGACAGCUCGAUGCCAGCCUUGUCGCGAUGUUGGGAAAUUUUCCGAUCUUGACAGCAUCAUCCCGAUGGAGGUCCAGUCCCCGUCUAGCUCGAAUGCGACCGACAAGGGUGAGAACCAGAAGCAGGCUGCAUGUUUGAAUUGUAGGAGGAGUAAGACGAGAUGCCUGCGUGAUGCUGGCCAUCUCAAAUGCAAGAAAUGUGCCCAGACACAAGCAGAGUGCAUCGUCCCGGAAUAUCGGGUGGGCCGGAAGAAAGGGAUCAAGAAUAAACGUGAUGGGCUGGAAAAGGCUGUCUAUCAAAUAGAACAGGCUAUCAAGAGGUCGAAGAGCAGCGACCAGCAAUUUGAAGCAGACCAGGACACACAGCACCUGCGAACCCUCUUGAGCGAGGCACAAGGCCUGCUGCCCAGACAAUUGACAAACGGUUCCGAGGCCUCUUUUCAUCACCAAAGAACGCCCAGUCAGGAUCAAGGUCCUCAUCAGCAAACCCAAUUUGGACAACCGACCCUCUCUGGAAUUCAGACUUCAGACGACAACUUCGAGGUUGACGACGCAGAGAACCCGCUGCAGCUCCUUGCAAGAGCCUCGGAUCUCUCUGCCCCGCCAAAUCAAGCAUCAUAUACCACAAAUCGCUCCUCAUUUCCCCAACCUCGGAGUUCAAACGUGGUGGCGGAUCCCGAUCUUCAGGCCUUCUUCGGACCAUUUCGUCCCAGCUUGGAUGUCGGAUCUGACAUUGACCCCAUUGAUAUGGGACUUGCCACGGAAGUUGAGGCUAACACAUUGUUCCAAUAUUUCUACGACAAUCUUGCACAUACACGAUGGGGUCUCGACCCGCUGCUCCAUACUCCGAAAUUCGUCCGAAAGCAGUCGUCAUUCUUGUUUACCUCGAUUAUGGCUGUAUCAGCCAUUUUCAUCCCAACUGCUGCUGCAUUGUCCAAGCGACUCAAGUCUCACUGCAAACUUCUCGCUCGAGAUAUCAUCGUCAAUAGGAAUCGAUCGCCCGAAAUCGUCCUGGCGUUCAUGGUCAAUAUUCCAUGGAUGGCACCUGGAAAGCAUUGGGCAGAUGAUGAAACCUGCUCCUAUAUGGCCUCUGCUCUCACUAUUGCAGUGGAUAUCUCAUUGAACAAACUCAUUGUACCGUCGCCGAGUGAGUCCUUAGCAGGUGUUCAUGAGAUUAGGUCGCCAUCAGAAUGCAUCGCCGCAAGAAAAGCACUGGAUCUCGAUGGUUUCCAAGACGUAGAGCCAUUAUCCCAGCUAGGGCAGCGAUUGCUUCGUCGUCGAGAAAGGAUAUGGCUGGCCUUGUUUGUGCUCGACAGAGGUGUAUGUCUCGCGAGAGGACGAAGCUUCACAGUGCCUAUCACUCCAAUCAUCGAGCAUUGCGAUAAUUGGCAUCAAUCCCCGACCGCAGAUAGUUGGGAUGGGUCCAUCGUAGCUUCAACGAUGCUUCGGAGAGAUCUCGCAUGCAAAUUUGUGUCUGGAUUGAGAACUUCACUGACUCUUGCACAGGUCGACCUCAUCUCGGAUGUCAAAAAGACCUGCGACAGUAACAGAACACACGCUGUGAACGGAUCUACCAUAGCCCAAUCGCUGCAAGAUAUGAUUGAUUCGUUUUUCGGCAACUGGUACGCGACGUGGGCAUUUGCAACAGGCGGGAUGAAAGAUAACUCGAUCCCUCCAUAUGUGGAAAUCCUCGUCACCCACGGUCGCCUCUCAAUCUAUUCUAGUGUCAUCAACCACCCCACUGCCCCUGUGGAAGUGAAGCGCUUUUUUCGCGCAGCCGGUCUCUCCUCCUCACUGAACGUAAUGCGAGCUGCAGUUCAAGGCGAAAGUCGAUUAAAGUCGAUGCCAAACAACACCGCGAUCAUGAUUUCCUUCGCUGCCUGCUUUGCAUUCUAUCUCAGCACCUUGGGCUCGACGGGAAGCAUAAGCCUAGCACCGAGUAUCCGACGACUAAUCGAAGAAUCUGCUGAUGUACUGGAGAGAACUGGCUCGAAUCCGCCGCAUCGCAAUGGCACUUCCGCUCUCUACGGCCGUCAUCUCCGUGAAGUCGUUGGAUCGCCUCCCCAAGCAGUCGAAUCAAGAAAUCUCCCAGGACAGAACCAACAACAAUAUUCGGUGCAGCAAAUACAAGCACCGAUUCAAACUUAUCAGAAUAGAGGAGACUUAGGAUUGGGCCAGAUGGAUGCUGAAUUCCUGCAGUUCUCUGCUAUGUCAGACGAUCAGAUCACGGAGGCAAUCAAUAAUGCGGGGCAGGAGUUGGAGACAUAUAUGCCGACUUUUCAGAUGGAUGAUAAGACAGGAUUGGAUUGGUUGGAUUGGUUUAAUAUGGAUGUGAAUGGCUAGACCAAAAUCUUAUUUACUACCCAAGAGGAAAAGCCGGCACCGAGACGUAUCAAAAGCGCUGGCUGCCGUUAAACUUUGUGGUCAGCCGGCUCACUAUAACUGGGAAAUCUGUAUUCCGUGUGAGUGCACUCCGAACGGCAUCUCCUCCUUGUUUCAGGGAUCACUAUGCAGCCGUACUCUGGGUCAUACCAGAACCUAACGUAAUCUUCGUCCGAAAGCGACCCGAAUGCUAUCAUAUAGAUCCUCCAAAUAGGCGACCUAUUUUCAAUAAGCAAACUACAACAUUU
Messenger RNA from Hyaloscypha bicolor E, 2713 nucleotides. RefSeq lists its product as uncharacterized. Gene Ontology annotation, biological process: regulation of DNA-templated transcription. The record is from RefSeq and is a predicted model, not a curated record. The coding region runs from base 150 to 2426 and encodes 758 amino acids. Gene Ontology annotation, cellular component: nucleus. The transcript is spliced from 6 exons. Gene Ontology annotation, molecular function: transcription cis-regulatory region binding; DNA-binding transcription factor activity, RNA polymerase II-specific; zinc ion binding. Lineage: Eukaryota; Fungi; Ascomycota; Leotiomycetes; Helotiales; Hyaloscyphaceae.